AGUGUACAGUGCAGCCGUCGCAGAGUGCAGUCGGGGGACCACGUGAGAUAAAAUCUUGCACAGAAAACAAUCUCUAGUAUGGCCGCCUUACGUGCAGCCAAGCAGGCUUUGAGAAAAGAAAUAAAGAAACGAGUUGCGGCGCUCGGGGACCAGGAGAAACUCCGUCAAUCUCAUGUCGUUACGCAAAAGCUACUCAAGCAUCCCAAAUAUGAGAGCUCUCGGAGAAUAGCGGUGUUCCUCAGCAUGAAUGACGAGGUCCGCACAGAGGAGAUCAUAGAGGACAUGUUUAGAAGGGGCAAGGAGUGCUUCAUCCCCAAAUACCUGACCAACAGCAGCCACAUGGACAUGCUGAGCCUGGCUGAGGCCAAGGACAUCCAGUCUCUGCCCAUCACAUCCUGGAACAUACGGCAGCCUGGAGACGACGAGGUGAGAGAGGAGGCAUUGGCCACAGGAGGUCUGGAUCUCAUCCUGAUGCCCGGCUUGGGCUUCGACAAGAGCGGGAACCGUCUGGGUCGAGGUAAAGGAUUCUAUGACACCUACCUGGAGCGGUGCAUGAGGCACCCCAAAGGCAAGCCCUACACCAUCGGCCUGGCCUUCAAGGAGCAGAUCUGCAAGGAGGUCCCGGUGGAUGACAACGACAUUCACAUCGACGAGGUCCUGUACGAGGACGCGUAGACCGAUCGAACGAUGGGACCGCGGCGGCGUUUCAUCUUCUGCAGCCCCCGUGCUCAAUUAGGGGGACGUCCUCUCGCAUCAAGUGCCUUUUAAGACUCAGAUAAUCAUUAUUCUCUCCGUCUUGUCUCUGAGAGAUUAUGCGAUUCAAAUUGGAUUAAUCUGUGCCAAUAAUGGUCUCCCAUUUCAUGAGACCAUUUCAUUAAUCUGCAUGUCCUUACUUUCCCCAGGCUGCCCAACCCUCUAUGUUCAAGUAACCAACUGCCUCAGACCUUAUGUUGACAAAGUAAAUUACAAUGUUAAUGCUGGCUGCAGUGGAAAAAUCAGAUUUUGUAUUUUCUGGCUGCUGUAAAAAGUCUGAUAUACUUAAUUUCAUCACUGUGAUAAUUGACCAGAAAGCAUGUGUUUCUCUCUGUCUGUUUUAUUCAGUCCAGGCCAAAUUUGUGAAUGGAUGUAGCCUGAGAAUUUUGUCUUUUUAUGAAAUUAUGCGGUAUAAUGUAGCUCAAAUGAGCGGAUUGAAGAUGUAGAAAAUAAAGCAACAGCGCCAAA
This is a messenger RNA of Megalops cyprinoides (Indo-Pacific tarpon), 1221 nucleotides long. RefSeq names its product 5,10-methenyltetrahydrofolate synthetase (5-formyltetrahydrofolate cyclo-ligase) (gene mthfs). Bases 79 to 675 code for a protein of 198 amino acids. Gene Ontology annotation, cellular component: mitochondrion. Gene Ontology annotation, molecular function: 5-formyltetrahydrofolate cyclo-ligase activity. The transcript has 3 exons. The record is from RefSeq and is a predicted model, not a curated record. NCBI's taxonomy places the organism in Eukaryota, Metazoa, Chordata, Actinopteri, Elopiformes, Megalopidae. Gene Ontology annotation, biological process: folic acid-containing compound biosynthetic process; tetrahydrofolate interconversion.